Messenger RNA from Penicillium bovifimosum, 660 nucleotides. Its product is annotated as macro domain-containing protein. The coding region runs from base 1 to 660 and encodes 219 amino acids. The transcript has 2 exons. The record is from RefSeq and is a predicted model, not a curated record. NCBI's taxonomy places the organism in Eukaryota, Fungi, Ascomycota, Eurotiomycetes, Eurotiales, Aspergillaceae.
AUGCGCCCCUAUCUCUCGCUAGCGGAAAUCCCAACAGUAAGUCUCCUUUACCGACAAGGCCAUCUCCGCCGAGCAAGUUCAACCUUCACGCCCUCCCAAACCCUCAACGACAGCAUCUCCGUCAUCCAAAAUGACAUCACCAAGCUCGAAGUCGACUGCAUCGUGAACGCAGCAAACAAGUCCCUUCUCGGCGGCGGCGGCGUAGAUGGCGCAAUCCACGCAGCAGCCGGACCAGGUCUGCUCGAAGAAUGCCGCGGUCUGAACGGCUGUGAUACGGGCGAUGCCAAGAUCACUGCCGCUUACGAAUUACCAUGCAAGCACGUUAUCCACACCGUUGGACCAAUUUAUGACCGCGAGGAAGAUCCGGUUGCGCUGCUGCGCUCUUGUUAUAGACGGAGUCUGGAAGAGGCGGUUGCGAAUAACUUGAGGAGUAUUGCGUUUCCGGCUAUCAGUACUGGCGUCUAUGGGUAUCCGAGUCGACUUGCUGCUGAUGACGCUGUGAAGGAGGUGAGGGAGUUUCUUACGGGCCCUGGUAGUGGGAAGCUUGAGAGGGUUGUCUUUUGCAAUUUUGAGGCGAAGGAUGUGAGGGCUUAUAGCGUGUCUAUACCGAAGUACUUCCCUCCCACGCCGGAGGACUUGGCCACCGACGAGAGCGAUUAA